AUGUUUAUGAUGUUUAUGAUGUUUGAAGUGAUUCUACAAGAAUGUUCAUUUUCUUAUAAGAAUGAAGUUAGCCUUCUCGAUAUUUUUAUUGCAGCCGAUGAAAUUCAAUUAUUUGAAAUUAGUCAACAAGUUGAAAAAAGCUUGCUUGAAAUUGAAUCAGCUUGGAAAUUUCCCGAUGAUUUUAUUACAAUAUAUAAUGAUUUAACUAAAUGGACGCAAACGGAUUUCGAAGAACUUGAGAAAGUUUUACAUAAUUGUAUUUCUCAUAUUAGAUUUUAUGAAUUAUCAUUUAAUGAACUUCGUUUAGUUGAAUCUCAAUAUAAAAAUAUUUUACCAAAUAACCUUCUUGAUGAAACAUAUCAAUAUUUAUCAGAUCCCGACAAACGGGAUACUUUACCAAAAAGAGUAUCAGCUUAUCCUUUUAAUUCUGAUAUUAUUGAUGCUAAAGAUGCAGCAUUAAUAGCAAGUUGGAUCGAUAAUAAUCAAGGAAUGCCUUAUCAUUUUAAAAGUAUUCCUUUCGAAUUUAAGCUUAUUUAUCGUGCAAAGCAUGAAAGUUUUACAAUUCCCAGAUUAAGUCAUGUCUCUUCUAAAAAAGAAGCUAUUGUUUGGUGUAAGGCCAGAGGACCAUGUUUUGGUUUCCAGGAUUUGUGGAUAGAACAUAAUAAUUCUCAAAGAUUUGCUGUUGGUAAAUGUAAACGAAACUCUUAUGAGAAAAGAAUUAUUAACAAAGACACUUUUGAAAUAGAAGAAUAUGAAAAAAUAUUUGGAUUUAUAGUGUCAAUGUUUAAGAAAAUAUUUGGAUUUACCGUGUCAAUGGUUAAAACAGUAUUUGAAUUUCCCAUGUUAAUAUUGACGAAAGUAUUUGGAUUUAUCAUUGAAUUUAUUGGGACAGAUGCGUGUUGUUAUUUAUUUUGGGAUUUGGUGAUCUAA
Dentiscutata erythropus is the source of this 930-nucleotide messenger RNA. The record is from the annotation of a GenBank genome assembly. Lineage: Eukaryota; Fungi; Glomeromycota; Glomeromycetes; Diversisporales; Gigasporaceae.